AUGGCAGCCCAGGAAGCCACUCUGAGCAGCGAGUCAGAGGAGAGCAGCGCUUUGGAUCUGCCAACAGCUUAUGACAUAAGAGACUACGUGCUGCAGAAGCCCAGCCAGGAAGUCAACAGUGAGGCUUUUAGUUCUCCGGAAGCCUUUUCUUUUCCUUGCUCUUCUGAUGUGGAUCCAGACACCAGUAACCUAAAGACUGAACAAAAUGAUUCCUGGACCUCUGAGAACUUCUGGCUUGACCCUUCUGUGAAAAGCCAACCAGAAACACAGGAGGAAGAGGAUGGACUUCGGAAAUCCCUGGAUAGAUUCUAUGAAAUGUUUGGCCAUUCACAGCUAGCCUCUCGAAACCCACUGUCUGAGUCUGUCUUCCAGUGCCUGUCUCAGAAAAUUGCAGAACUGAAGGGCCAGGAGAGCCAAAAGUAUGUCCUCCGCAGUUUUCAAAUGGCCCAGGUCAUCUUCAACCGGGAUGGGUGCUCCAUCUUACAGAGACAUUCCAGGGACACCUCCUUCUACCCAUUAGGGGAAGGAAGUAUGUCUCUGGAUGAUGAAAAGCCAACUCCAGGACUUUCCAAAGAUAUUAUUCAUUUCCUCUUACAGCAUAAUGUGAUGAAAGACUCCUAG
Molecule: messenger RNA, 621 nt
Organism: Orycteropus afer afer
Lineage: Eukaryota; Metazoa; Chordata; Mammalia; Tubulidentata; Orycteropodidae
Gene: SHLD1
Product: shieldin complex subunit 1
Biological process (GO): positive regulation of isotype switching; positive regulation of double-strand break repair via nonhomologous end joining; negative regulation of double-strand break repair via homologous recombination
Cellular component (GO): site of double-strand break
Source: RefSeq, a predicted model, not a curated record